Messenger RNA from Vicia faba (fava bean), 3075 nucleotides. The record is from the annotation of a GenBank genome assembly. NCBI's taxonomy places the organism in Eukaryota, Viridiplantae, Streptophyta, Magnoliopsida, Fabales, Fabaceae.
AUGAAGCAUUUUUCUUUCUUGUUACCUAUAUUUUGUUAUGUAUACCUUUAUCUCUUUCUUCUCCUUACUUUAAACAGAACCGUAUCAUUAGCUUUGGAAUUAGGAAACCAAACUGAUCAUUUGGCUUUGCUCAAAUUCAAAGAAUCUAUAUCCAGUGAUCCAUAUAGAAUCCUUGAUUCUUGGAAUGGUUCCCUCCACUUUUGUAGUUGGCAUGGGAUCACAUGCAAUCUCAUGCAUCAAAGAGUUACAAAGUUGGAGUUACAAGGAUACAAGUUGCAUGGAUCCUUAUCUCCUUAUGUUGGCAACCUCUCUCGUAUAAGAAGCCUCAACCUUGGAAAUAAUAGCUUCUUUGGAAAAAUUCCAACGGAAUUGGGUCACUUGUCACAAUUGCAUAGACUCUUUCUAACCAAUAACUCGUUUGCAGGAGAAAUUCUUAUGAACUUGACAAAUUAUUCCAAACUUAAUAUUGUGUACUUAUAUGGUAACAAACUCACCGGAAAAAUACCAACUGAAAUCGGCUCUCUUCAAAAGCUUCGUUACAUGAACAUUGGACAAAACAAUUUAACCGGACAAGUCCCGCCAUCAAUAGGUAAUCUUUCUUCCUUGAUAGGUUUUGGGGUUAAUUAUAACAACUUAGAGGGAGAAUUUCCUCGCGAAAUAUGUCACCUUAAAAACUUGACAUUAAUAACAAUGGUUGUCAACAACCUAUCCGGUAGACUUCCACCAUGCCUUUAUAAUAUGUCAUCUCUUACUUUCUUCGCAAUCACAUUAAAUCGCUUUGGUGGAUCUCUUCCACCCAACAUGUUCCAAACUCUCCCAAAUCUCCAAACUUUUGAAAUAGGUGGGAAUGAAAUCUUAGGUACAAUCCCAACGUCCAUAUCAAAUGCUUCUACCUUGACAUUAGUUGAACUUGCUGAAAAUCAUUUUGUGGGACAAGUUCCAAGUCUAGGGAAACUCCAAGAUCUAUAUUUUCUAAAUUUUGAAAUGAACUUUUUGGGUGACAAUUCAACUAAAGAUUUGGAUUUUUUAAAAACAUUGACAAAUUGUAGCAAGCUACAAGUAGUUUGUAUUGUUAGUAAUAAUUUUGGAGGUGUCCUUCCAAAUUCGGUUGGAAAUUUAUCCUCUCAACUUAGUUACCUACUAUUUGGGGAUAAUCAGAUAAAAGGAAAAAUUCCAGGAGAGUUAGGAAAUUUAAUAAACUUAAAUCUCUUGGGCUUGGAGGAAAAUAAGUUUGAAGGAAUUAUUCCACUUACUUUUGGAAAGUUCCAAAAUAUGCAAGUGUUAGAUUUGCGGGCAAACAAGCUAUCAGGAGCUUUACCUUUUUCCAUAGGCAACCUCAGUCAAUUGUUUGACUUGCGUAUGUCAGAAAAUAAGUUUGAAGGAAAUAUUCCUAUAAGUAUAGGAAAAUGCCAAAUGCUACAAUAUUUAAAUCUUUCCCGAAACAACCUUCAGGGAGACAUACCCUUAGAAGUUUUUAGAAUUUCAUCCUUGAGAAAGGGAUUGGACUUGUCACGUAAUUCACUGAGUGGUAGUCUACCUAAUGAAGUGGGUUUGCUAAAAAAUAUUGAAAACUUAGAUGUCUCGGAAAAUUAUCUGUCAAGUGAGAUUCCUAGAACCAUCGGUGAAUGCAUAAGCCUAGAAAACCUUCAUUUACAAGGAAACUCCUUCCAAGGAACCAUACCUUCCAAUUUGGCAUCUCUCAAAGGUCUUCAAUAUUUAGACCUGUCAAGAAAUCGGUUGUCUGGAUCAAUUCCUGAUGUUAUGCAAGACAUCCCUUAUUUAAAACACUUGAAUGUUUCUUUUAACAUGUUGGAAGGCGAGGUCCCAAUAGGCGGUGUGUUUGGAAAUGCAACCCAAGUAGCAAUUAUUGGAAACAUUAAGCUUUGUGGAGGAAUUUCACAGUUGCAUCUACCACCGUGCCCUGUCAAGAGUAUGAAACACCCUAAAAAACACAGUUUCAAGUUGAUAGCAGUGAUAGUUAGUGUGGUUUUUCUUCUCCUCAUACUUUCAUUUAUUAUAACUAUCUACUUGAUGAGGAAAAGAAACCAAAAACCAUCAUUUGAUUCACCAACAAUUAAUCAAUUGGCUAAGGUUUCAUACCAAGAAUUAUACCGAGGAACUGAUGGGUUCUCGGAUAGAAACUUGAUCGGAUCAGGAAGUUUUGGUUUUGUGUACAGAGGAAAUCUUGUGUCACAAGAUAAUGUUGUUGCAGUAAAGGUAUUGAACCUCCAAAAGAAAGGAGCACACAAGAGUUUCAUUGCUGAAUGUAAUGCACUCAAAAGUAUUAGACACCGUAAUUUAGUUAAGAUCUUAACAUGUUGUUCUAGUACAGAUUUCAAAGGUCAAGAAUUUAAAGCUCUAGUUUAUGAUUACAUGAAAAAUGGAAGCUUAGAACAAUGGUUGCAUCCUGAGAUUUCAAAUCUAGAGAAUCAAACAUCAUUGGACCUCACUCACAGAGUAAACAUCAUUACCGAUGUUGCUUCAGCAUUACAUUAUCUUCAUCAAGAAUGUGAACAGUUGAUCCUUCAUUGUGAUCUAAAGCCAAGUAAUGUACUUCUUGAUGAUGACAUGGUUGCUCAUGUGAGUGAUUUUGGCAUAGCGAGACUUGUCUCAGCCAUUGAAGGUGCUUCUCAUAAGGAUACAAGUACAAUUGGAAUAAAAGGAACUGUUGGCUAUGCUCCUCCAGAGUAUGGAAUAGGCUCUGAACUGUCAACAUGUGGUGACAUGUAUAGCUUUGGAAUUCUAAUGUUGGAAAUGCUUACCGGUAGAAGACCCACAAAUGAAGUUUUUGAAGAUGGCCAAAAUCUGCAUAACUUUGUUGCAAAUUUGUUUCCUAGCAAUCUUAUGAACAUUUUGGACCCUGGUCUUGUAUCAAGAGAUGCUGAAGUAGAAAUACAAGAUGGAAAUCGUCAUAAUUUUACUCCAACCGUUGAGAAGUGCCUAGUUUCACUUUUUAGGAUCGGACUUAAUUGUUCAAUAGAAUCACCAAUGGAACGGAUGAAUAUUGUGGACGUCACUAAAGAGCUUAGCAUAAUUAGAAAAAAAUUUCUCGCUGGUGUUCACACUUAUAAUUAG